Molecule: messenger RNA, 1294 nt
Organism: Hydra vulgaris (swiftwater hydra)
Lineage: Eukaryota; Metazoa; Cnidaria; Hydrozoa; Anthoathecata; Hydridae
Product: prisilkin-39
Source: RefSeq, a predicted model, not a curated record
CACCCGCAACAAGUAAUAAAAAUAACGUAAAUAAGAUUUUGUAUUUCAGUUCCAAAUUUGUUUGUUCAUUUGCGUCACUAACAAGGAAGUAUAGUGUCGCAUAAAUAGACGAUGAUUUGAGUGUUAUAGAACGUGUUAUUCAAGUAUAACAUAUUCAACCUUGCUUGAAAUAUGAACAAAGUAAAUAUAUUGUUUAUGGUGGUUUUCCUAAACCUUUAUGUUUAUGUAAGAAGUGGAAAGAUACUACGUUCGUACAAUAAAGGAAACGGCUAUGGAUACGGAGGAUACGGUGGUGAAUUAUACAACAAUGGGUACGGAUAUGGAAACAACUACUAUAGUGACGAAUCUAAAACUUCUGUGAAAGAAGAUCCAACAUAUAAUUCAUACAACAAGGGGUAUGGAUACGGAGCAUACGGUGGUGGAUUAUACAACAAAGGGUAUGGAUACGGAAACAGUUACUACAGUGACGAGACGAAAGCGGCUAUGAAAGAAGACCCUAGUUAUAACUCAUACAACAAGGGAUAUGGAUAUGGGGGAUACGGAGGAUAUGGUGGUGGAUUAUACAACAAAGGUUAUGGAUAUGGAAACAACUACUACAGUGACGAAUCAAAAAUGGCUAUGAAAGAAGAUCCCAGUUACACUUCAUACAACAACGGGUAUGGCUACGGUGGAUACGGAGGAUACGGUGGAGGUUUGUACAACAAAGGGUACGGGUACGGAAACAACUACUACAGUGACGAAUUAAAAAAGGCUGUAAAAGAAGAUCCAGCAUAUAAUUCAUACAACAAAGGAUAUGGUUACAGUGGAUACGGUGGCUACGGUGGAUACAGUGGUGGCAUAUACAAUAAAGGGUACGGAUAUGGAAACAACUACUACAGUGACGAAUCUAAAGCGGCUAUAAAAGAAGAUCCUACAUAUAAUUCAUUCAAUAAAGGGUAUAGAUAUGGCGGAUAUGGAGGUAAUGGUGGAUCGUAUUAUAAAGGUUAUGGAUACGAAAAAUCUUAUUUCGAGGACGAAUAAAAAAGAAUUGAUUGACGAGUUAUUUUUUUAAACUAUUGUAAAUGAUUACUUUGCAAUGCAUUCCUUUUCUUCUUCUUUUUUUCAAUUAGAUGUUUAACAAAUAAAUUUUUGACUAUUCUCUUUUUAAACAGGAUGAAUUUUUUAGUUAUAUUAUAUGCAUUUUUUAGUUAUAUUGUAAAGAAUGAUUUUAUGCAACAAACAUAACUUCUUGUUAUGUUAAUCAAAUACUUAAUGAAAUUUUUUUCAUUUGUUCAAUAAUAAAUGGUUAAAAUAA